Acytostelium subglobosum LB1 is the source of this 1218-nucleotide messenger RNA. RefSeq lists its product as hypothetical. The record is from RefSeq and is a predicted model, not a curated record. The transcript has 2 exons. Lineage: Eukaryota; Evosea; Eumycetozoa; Acytosteliales; Acytosteliaceae. The coding region runs from base 1 to 1218 and encodes 405 amino acids.
AUGACUAGAUCGACAAAGGAGUUGUCUAAUCCAUUCAUUGGACCACGAUCAGACAGUUUCCUCAACUUUCCAGAGUUUCCCACAUGGACCAUUGCCGCCACACAUCACCGCAUAAAGAAGAGAAGUGCAGCUGCGAAGCCAAACAGUCGAAGGACUUCCACCAACUCCUCAAUCAACACAACAUCCAUCCCAGCAGCACCAGUCACCCCAUCAUCAUCCUCCUCAACAUCACAUCACGAACCAAACCGAAAGAAUAUAUUCAACUUUACAAGAUUGGAACAACAACAACAACAAGCGACCCAGCAACAGAGUAUAUUCAACUUUACCCCUUCUACCGCCGCCGCCACUGCCACACCAUGCUGGAGCACCAACCAGCAACAACAGCAAUGCAAACCCCCAGCCAAUAGCAUGUUUGAAUGGUCCAUUGACACGCUCGCCACUGUACUCCCUGUAAAUAUAACGAUCGAUGACGAUGCCGAGGACUUUGACGACGACUCCUUCUAUCUGGACACCAGCCACGAUGACUCUACAAACCUAUUCCUCCAACGCUGGAAGCAAGACGACGAGUUCAAGUCCAACCAGUUCUUUGAGAAGGCUUCAAUCUUUGAGGGAUCAGUCUGCCAGAAAAGGAAGCAUGAUAGUUCGGUCAAUGGAAGUUCAAGUAUGUCCUUUGAUGGAUUCUCCUCGUAUGACUCUGACUAUGACUCGGGCAUCUCCACUAUAUUGGAAGAGGACUCACCGGACAACUGCUCAUCACUCACCAGUCUAAUGUCUGCCAACACAUUGAAUGGCAGCAAUAACACCACCAACAAUAGUAGUAGAUGUCGCAUGUCAAUAUCUUCAUCAUUAUCAUCAUCAUCUAGACCACAACCAUAUAUCAACAACAACUACAACAAUAUGACCAACAACACCACCUUUGAUCUUGAGGAUCACCUCUUCCUCACACCGAUUGUACCAAACAAGCGCAUCACACAUUAUGGCUCUACCUCUACUUCAUCAUCUGCAUCGUCCAGCGUCACGAGUUCACCUUGUUUGACACCGGCAUCAUGCACCGAGACACCCAUUACCAAGGCCUUCAAGUAUAGACCACCCGUGCCAGUGUUCCCUUACAACUUGCCAGAGAUAUCUCCAAUCAAAUGCAAGCAAGCGCCAGAGUCCCGAUGCAUGGAGUCGCCACCCACCUCUCCAAUGAAGUGCUGGAACUCGCCCAAUAUAUAG